Mytilus trossulus (common blue mussel) is the source of this 1751-nucleotide messenger RNA. RefSeq lists its product as uncharacterized. Bases 272 to 1546 code for a protein of 424 amino acids. The transcript has 9 exons. The record is from RefSeq and is a predicted model, not a curated record. NCBI's taxonomy places the organism in Eukaryota, Metazoa, Mollusca, Bivalvia, Mytilida, Mytilidae.
CGACGUUGCCAACAAGACACCGAGUGGGCCAACAACGACGGAAUGAUAUUAGUAUUUCUCUCUUUUAAAAUAGGAUUAUUACAUUGGAAAUAAUAAUCGAUUGUAAGGCCAAAUUAAUGAGAUUUAAAACAAAGAUUAAGUCUUGACCUGAUCUCAUUUUUAAAUCAAAAGUGUUAUACACAUUGUUACCACUUUUCUUUCCCAUGGACACUUGAACUAGAUUUUAAGCUUAUUCGACGAUGGAAUGAUUUGAUAUUUGGAUAACAUUAAGAUGUCAGCUAUCGAAGUCGCUCGGUUUGGGGAACACCCUCAUAAUAUUCCGGAUCCGUUACCAUGUGGAAAUUAUGUCGCCAGCCAAUUACGGUGUGCAUAUGAUGAUAGUUCCAAUCUCUUCCCAGCAUCCGCUGGAUCCCAGAGAUCGUACAACAAAUAUACAUCUGUCACAAUGCAGGAUUUCUUUAUCAAGGAUUUUAAUGAGACUGAUCCUGAUUAUGACGAUGCACCGUUUCAACGAAAAAGAGAAACAGUAGGUGAUGUACUCUCGAAACCUCAUGCACAUCAAAUGUUUCAUAGUUGGAAUGUACCUCCCCGUUAUGUCGCCAGUGACGACGAUACUUUUAUUACAGGUAUGGUUCCAGAAGAACCUACGAUGGUAACACCACCAGCACCAGAAAGAAUUAGUCGCCAAAUGUCACGGGACAGCAAUGACGUUAAAUUACCUAACAUUAACUUAAGAAACAAAAAGGCUUCUGCUAAAGGAAUGACCAGAGAAUAUACCAAAAUACAAGACAAAGGCCCAUUACAGAUGACUGCCGUACCUACUGUGUUGAAACCUCAAAGAUCCCGUACUGACUUGAUGAUGAAACCUUCCAUACCAAACCAAACAACUAAACCAGAACCAUUCGUACGUUCAGUGACAGACUUAAAACCUUCUGUAAUGAAGAAAACCGAGACAAAUAAUAAUAUGGAAGAUAUAAGAAAGGAGUUUCAAAAAUCGCUACAACCUCAUGCAGUAAGAACGGCUGAACACUACUUUAAAUUGGCACCACAAACAGAUCGCAAGGUGAUUGAACGCAUUCUUCGCAUGACUGAAAAGAAACAUCAAAUGGACAACACAUUAAAGAAGACUCUGUUACCAGAUGCCAAAGACACUGUAGAGAAAUGGUUAGACAAUGCUACAGAAGAAGAAAGACAAGUCGCGUUGAGGUUUUUCAAUUCCCUUGCUGGUAGUAAACUGAUGGGAAUAUCUGUUGCUGAACAGAAAAAGAGGCUGCAACAGGUUAUCAAAACAUUAGAAGAUGGGGAUGGUAAAAUCGAAACGUCUUCAGAAUAUAAACCACGACGAAAGAUGAUCCCGAAAGGCAAAGGAAAAUUUAAUCACAUUCGUUUACUUACACCAAAUACCAGGAGUAACAGAUGGAUGCAUACCACGUGGCAUCAUUUGCCAGAAUAUAAAGAAAAAACGGUGGAAAACUCGAGUUCUCAUUAUAUAAGACCACAUGAACCGAUAUCUCGCCAUUUUGUCAUUCAUCCUGACUGGGGAUAAAGAUACGAUCAUUCUAGUGACACAACAAUCUGUGAUAUGUUUGUUUAAUACUUUAUAUUUUAUUGCAUUUUAACUUGUUGAAUUUUGUAAGUUUAUUCCUGUUAAAUUUCUCUUCGUUCGUCUGAUUUCGUAUUAUUAAAGAGAGAAUGUGCAACCUUAUAUGUUCGCUUUGUUGGCUGAACCAAUAAUCUAAACUGUGUUUUGA